AUGGAGAAUUAUCUAUGGGCAAUUGGGAUGGGAUUUGAGCCUCAAUUUGGGUACAUGAGGAGAAUGGACACUAAGCUCCAUCAAAUACUAACAGCAGUUGAUGAUGUUUAUGACAUCUACGGUACCUUGGACGAGCUUGAGCUUUUCACGGAUGUUAUUCGGAGAUGGGAUAUCGAUGCAAUUGAGCAGCUCCCAGACUACAUGAAGAUGGUAUUUUUCAGUGUCUACCAUGCCGUGAACGGGACUGCUUUUACUGCUCUUAAGGAACAAGGACUUAACAUCAUUCCUUGCUUAAAGAAAGUGUGGGGAGCUUUAAGCAAAAGUUACCACAUAGAAGCGAAGUGGUUUUAUAACGGAUACAAGCCAACUCUAGCAGAAUACCUGAAAAAUGGAUGGGUUUCAGUGACACUACCAAUAAUACUUAUCAGUGCUUAUUUGGUGUCAAGUCCACUAUCCAAAGAGGUCCUGGAAAGUUUGCCAGAAUAUCCAGAUUUUAUCCGUCACGCAUCGAUGAUCAUACGAAUGGUAGAUGAUAUCAGGACUUCUGCGGUAUGGAAUCUGAUUGAUCUACUCUUAAGCUAUUGA
This is a messenger RNA of Tripterygium wilfordii, 585 nucleotides long. Its product is annotated as terpene synthase 10-like. The coding region runs from base 1 to 585 and encodes 194 amino acids. NCBI's taxonomy places the organism in Eukaryota, Viridiplantae, Streptophyta, Magnoliopsida, Celastrales, Celastraceae. The record is from RefSeq and is a predicted model, not a curated record. The transcript has 3 exons. Gene Ontology annotation, molecular function: terpene synthase activity; magnesium ion binding.